Molecule: messenger RNA, 1257 nt
Organism: Phaedon cochleariae (mustard beetle)
Lineage: Eukaryota; Metazoa; Arthropoda; Insecta; Coleoptera; Chrysomelidae
Source: the annotation of a GenBank genome assembly
GUCAACUUGUCAUAAGGAAAUAGGAAUACGAUUUUCAUUUGAUGGUGGAAAUAGAAAAUACAUGAAAAUAACACAGGCCACAGGUGAAAAUACGCAUUUAUAGCUAACUAGACACCAUUCUUCACUAAAUUGACUGGAAAUUCAACGAUUCUCAAGUGAACUUACAAUCCACAAUAAUGGGUGAUGAGCCAGUUAUGGCUACAAACGAUGAUGCUAGCGAGUGCAAAAGAGGGGCUGUGCAGCUAGGCUAUUGGACAGAUGACUACAUAUCAUAUUUUGUGAGACAUGUAGAGCGUAGGGCUCCAGAAAUCAAUAGAGGCUACUAUGCUCGAGUCAAAGGCAUUGAAAACUUCAUACAAAAGUUCAUCAGCAAAGCAGGCAGCACGGCACAAAUACUCAAUUUCGGAUCAGGGUUUGAUACUUUAUACUGGAAGCUCAAAGAUGAGGGAGUACAAAUUGCCAACUAUGUAGAGAUAGACUUUCCUACUGUGACAGCUAAGAAAUGUUACACCAUAAAGAGAAACAAACCAUUAUUGCAAAGGAUACAUGAUCAAGAUGGGGAGGUCAAGCUGAGCUCCACAGACCUGCAUGCUGGAAAUUACCACUGCAUAGGGGUAGAUAUAAGGAAUAUAUCUCAGCUCGAAAUCAAACUGAGGCAAGCAGAAGUGAACUUUGAUAGACCAACAUUGUUCAUUGCAGAGUGUGUUUUAGUGUAUAUUGAGAAUGAGUGUGUGAAUAGACUGCUAACAUGGAUAUCAUCAAAAUUCAAAGCUGGGCUUUUUGUUAACUAUGAAAUGUGUAAUAUGAAUGAUACAUUUGGGGAGGUUAUGUUGGGGAAUUUGAGAGUAAGAGGUUGCAAUUUGGCAGGUAUAGCUCAUUGCAAGAAUCUUGAAAUGCAGAAAGCAAGGUUUAUGAAUAAUGGCUGGUUAGGUUCAAAGGCAUGGGACAUGGUGGAAAUAUACUAUGCAAUUUCACAGUCUGAGAGGCACAGGAUUGAAAAAAUUGAGUUUCUUGAUGAACAAGAGCUUCUUAUCCAACUAUUUCAGCAUUAUUGUAUUUGUAUAGGUUGGUUGAGUCAGGAAUUUUCUGAGCUUACUUGUACUGAUGAAUAAAAUUGUUUGUCUUGAAUUUUAUGAGCCUGUGAUAUGAAAGAAAUAUGAUUUAAAGUAAAUUAUUGAAUCUUUGUUAUACUUAUGUGACAGUAACACAACUCAUUUCAUGUGGUGAACAAAUGAAUUCCUCAAAAAUGAUCCUCCA